This is a messenger RNA of Lepisosteus oculatus (spotted gar), 1935 nucleotides long. RefSeq names its product apoptosis, caspase activation inhibitor (gene aven). Lineage: Eukaryota; Metazoa; Chordata; Actinopteri; Semionotiformes; Lepisosteidae. The record is from RefSeq and is a predicted model, not a curated record. Gene Ontology annotation, biological process: negative regulation of G2/M transition of mitotic cell cycle.
ACGGAUGACAUUUUGUGUAACUCGAAACACGUUGUAACAGCGUAUCACUUAAUGUGGUCCGGUAGACGCGCUGGGGAACGCGAAUGUAGUGAUGGAGCAGAGAUCAAGGCACAGAGGAGGCGGCGGCUGGAGGAGAGGUGGACACAGUGGCGGAGGCAGUGAAAGUGGAACCGGCACCCCCACUGAACAUCGGGGUCGAGGUAGGGGUGGACCCCACCGUGGCAGGGGAAGAAGGGAUCAUCAUCGUGGCAGAGGACGCUCAGGACCUCCACGGUGCGACAGGUAUAAGUUUUCUGAAGGCAAAACAAGGACAGGACCUCAAAAUGCUGAAGAUGAGGUGGAUAACAAGGAAGAUCAUGAAGAGGAUGGCCCUGACAUCUUUUCCAGAAGGAAGCUGGAGUCAAACUGGGAUCGCUAUGAGGCUGCAGAAAAGGAGGAGCUUUGUGAAGGCAAUCAAACCAAGCGAGGAGAAGAUUUCCAUGUCCUCCUCAGCUCUGCAGGUGACUCUUUUACCCAGUUUAGAUUUUCUGAAGAAAAAGAAUGGGAGGUUGAUGCUUUAGCUAACAAUCAGAUGUCAGCUUUCUUUGUGGACUCGCAGUUAUUAGCCCAGUCACUUCAAGCUCUUCCUCUUCAUGUAAGGCUAAAUGUGGAAGCAGAAUUGGUCCAGGUAUCUGCUCCGGCAGAGCUCCCCGUGAUAAUCAUGAAGAACAAACAGGACUUCAGCCUCACUGGUCAGUUUGGAGUUCCCACUGCCAUAAAGCCAGCACCCACGUGUGCUUCCUCUGCAAACACUCCUGUACCCCUCUCUGAGUCUGUGGAUGGGAAGCCUCUGAGAGCCAUAGCCCCACAGAUGUCUGUUAGCGCAGCCCAGCCCCCAGCAGAUGACCUGGACGAGGAACUCGACCUGCUACUUAGUCUAGAUCCUCAUGUUCCAGCUGCUAUUGAUAGCGUUCCUUCACAAACUAAUGACCUGAAUAAGGACGAAAUGAAAGCACCUUCCCCAGUUAUAACAUCUGAUGGAGUCAAAGAAGAACAAGAGCGCUCUCCUGAAGCAACAGUUUUGAAAAAGGAAAUCACAGAAGAUGAUCUGGAAGACUGGUUAGAUAGUAUGAUUUCCUGAUUUCUCUUGAGUCCCUACAGGGUUCAGAGGUCUUGGAUGUAUUUCCUAUUUUAGUUACAAAAACUGCCUGCCAGCUUUAAACAUUAAAAUAAAACUCCAUUUUCCAUUUCCUUCCUCACUCAUUAUAUUGAGGAAGAAAUUAAGGUUAGCUGUAAACGCAUUGCCUUAAUGCAUGUUGACCUCUGCAAGCACUUAAAUGUUUACUUGGAACACAGGUUAACAGGUAAAGUACCUGUUAAAUUAAUGUCAAUAGACCAUUAAGGGGAUUUGUGUAAUUUAAUUUCUGUUUUGAACUUGGGAAGAGUAGUGACUUGCCUGGAAAUUCAGAAAUAACCCAGUUUGGUAAUCAUUUCUAUGACAUAUUUAAGAAGCUUACACAGCUGUAUCAACUGUUUUUGUGUCAGUCUGUAACUUGAUCUGUCUGAAACAAUAUUUGUUGAUAAUAACAAUUUAAUCCCUGAUAUGUCACGGUCUCAUCAUUUGGCCUUCUGGCAAAUGUUUUUUUUUAUAUGGAAGUACGCAUAUGACUUGCAUGUGAGUAUACACUACAUUAUAUAUUCUAUAGACAAAAUAUAAGAAAUCAGUUUAAGUGCUACCUAAGCAAUACACAAAAGCAAUAAGUACUAACUGCUGAAUUAAUCAAUGAUUGACUACACCCUCACCCAUACUCUCCUUUCAUAAUUCCACUUAAAUAGGCUUGCAAAGAUGAGUGGCAUUAAUAUCAUGCCAUAAUGGUUUACAAUGCCUCCAGGAACUCAGCAGCUGUAAAUGGAAUUGCUUCUGAUGAAGCCUAUUAAAAAGAAAGUGGGACCUGU